UUGUCAGACAACACAUUUUGUCGAAGGUUUAUGUCACUCUAUGUUUUUAGAUAUUUACGACUGUUCUGUAACAACUUAGCUAUUCUGAUCACAUAUCAGUAUUUUGUAAAUUAUCUUUAUUGCAGAAAAGUUGACAUUACCUCAAAGAUAUUUGCCCUACAUUUGAAAUGCAAUAUAACUAACAUUAGUUUUACUUGAUACUUUCUUUACAAAAACAAAAUGUCAGCGCGCACGAAGGACCUGUGUUGAUUUGUUUGCAUUGAAAUUUAUCUGAUAUUUGCAGCGUAUUUCUAAAAUGACUUCCACGGGUGGACGUGCCAUUAACGAAAAUGAGAGACAAAACAAAAUUGAUCGAUCUACAAGACAAGCAUCAGCUGACAAGAACCCUUGUAUGACGGAACAAAAAAUGUCAUAUAAAUGCUUGGAUGACAAUGGGUAUGACAGAGAGAAGUGCUCCAAGUGUUUCCAGAAUUACAGAAACUGCAGGGAAUUUUGGAGCCGCAUCAUGACGGACAGAAAGAAGAAAGGCAUUGUCCCAGCACUUCCCCCAGUAGAAGAAAGGGACAAAGUUCGAACUGAGUACAGCCACAUCCUUGGCUGGUGACAUAGGUGUAGGCUAGGUCAACUCUUGUCACUGUGUGUGUUGAGACUUGUGUGCAUGAUAUUAGUAAACAGGACUGAAUGUAUAAGAGAUGUCGGCUGUUGCGGUUUCAGUGGAAUCGCUAGAUGUUUAUUUGAAUAAUCAACCAAAAUUAAAAAUUGAAAUGUCACAGCAAUGCAGUCUCAUAAAAUCAGAUAUUGAUGCUCCUUACCUCAACAUCUAAAUCUGAGGACAUCCCGUACAGGUCACAUCAGAAAGACAUUUUGUGAACUUCGAUCGACCAGUGAAAUGACUAAUAAUUAGAAGUUGACAUAAGCUCAUCAGAAAACAGCAUUCUCAUGCUUUACAGCAUUGUUCCAUAUUAGCAACCUCAAUUCUAGAAAUCGCUUUAUAUGUUAUGAAAUCAAAAUUUGAAAA
Messenger RNA from Haliotis rubra (blacklip abalone), 1018 nucleotides. RefSeq names its product coiled-coil-helix-coiled-coil-helix domain-containing protein 7-like. Bases 296 to 604 code for a protein of 102 amino acids. Lineage: Eukaryota; Metazoa; Mollusca; Gastropoda; Lepetellida; Haliotidae. The transcript is spliced from 3 exons. The record is from RefSeq and is a predicted model, not a curated record.